AAUCAGAACUCUCUUCCUCUUUGUGAGGAAAUAAAGAAAUUAGUAAAAUUUUAAAAAAAAGAAGAAAAGAAAGAAAAUGAAAUUCACAGACUCGCCUGUGAUCGAGCUGUCCGUGCGCGACACGCGCCUCUCAAUCCAGCAGGACAACGGCUCGAUGCACGUCGGCACCUCCGUCUGGCCUUGCUCUUUACUCCUCGUCAAGUUCGCUGAGCGGUGGGACCCGCUGAGAUGCGCCGCUGACAACCCCUACGCCGACCUCUUAAACUUCGCCAGCAAGCGGGCGAUCGAGCUUGGCGCCGGCUGCGGGGCCGCCGCCAUGGGGCUCUACUUGCUUGGCCUCCAUGACGUGGUUCUGACCGAUAUAGCUCCCGUCAUGCCGGCGUUGAAGCACAAUCUGAAGCGCAACAAACCAGCGUUGAAGAAAACCCUAAAGACUGCGCAGUUGUACUGGGGGAACGAGGAGCAGGUGAAAUCGCUGAAGCCGCCGUUCGAUUUCGUGAUUGCGACGGAUGUGGUGUACCUGGAAGAGACGGUGGCUCCGUUGAUUAAAGCGAUGGAGAGGUUGGUGGCGGAUGACGGCGUCGUACUGUUGGGCUAUCAAUUGAGGUCGCCGGAGGCGCAUAAGUUGUUCUGGGAAAUGUGUCCGGAAGUGUUUGAGGUGCAGAGGAUUCCGCACGAGCAUUUGCAUCCGGAGUAUGCAUACGAGGAGACCGACGUCUAUGUUUUCAGGAAGAAGAAGAAGGAGGGGGAGCAGAAUUCUUGACGGGUUUAAAGUUGUGUUGGUAAACAAAUGACUCCUAGGCCAACUGCAUAUAAAACUGCAGCAUGCCCGGCCUGUCUUUUGCCAUUGGAUCCGGGAGCUCGCAUUGAUCCUCCACCAUCAUAUGGCAAGAUGACCUGGUGUAGUUUACAUGCUAUGUUGUAUUGUGGUGCAUCAAAUCCACUGUAUGAUGACCCUCUUGUAUGG
This is a messenger RNA of Sesamum indicum (sesame), 967 nucleotides long. RefSeq names its product S-adenosyl-L-methionine-dependent methyltransferases superfamily protein. The record is from RefSeq and is a predicted model, not a curated record. NCBI's taxonomy places the organism in Eukaryota, Viridiplantae, Streptophyta, Magnoliopsida, Lamiales, Pedaliaceae.